AUGAUGCAUUCUAUACUCUUCUCCCUCCUCGCAGUGGCUGCUGGCACUCUUGCAGCGCCGUCCAUGGUAAAUACUCGUCAAUCCUUAGUCACGGAGGAGUGCUUAGCCCGCUUGAAUGGGCAAUUGCCGUACUAUGUUCCUCCAAAUUUUCACUUCUCCGGUACUGUUCGUCGAUACUAUGUCGCCGUUGAUGUUGAGACUUGGGAUUAUGCUCCAACAGGCUGGGACAACUGGCUCGGUGUACCCUUCAACGAGUCCUUCCGUGCGCAGACCUUUGGGUACAUCGCCAAUAGCACGACGAUCGGAACCAGAUACGACAAGGCGCUAUACAGGGGAUAUACAGAUGCCACAUUCGAGACGAGAUCUGAGCAGCCUCCCUGGCUUGGGUUUCAGGGACCAAUAAUCCGCGCUGAAGUCGGUGAUAUGAUCGAGAUCCUGUUCGUCAACGAGAUGGAUGAAUUCUUCUCGAGCAUGCAUAAUAUGGGGCUGUACUAUACCAAAGUGUCCGAAGGUAGCCUAUACUACAAUGGGACGAGUGCCGUUGAUGUAGGGGACGCAGUUCCUCCAGGAUGGUGUUUUGUGCUCGUUGCAGACAGCUCCGCACCGAACCACGGCCUCGAGAGCCGGCUAUUCUCCUACCAUCCGUAUGUCAGCAUGUAUCAAGACCAGGAUGCUGGUUCCUAUGGGCCCGUGAUCAUCUACAAUCGGGGGCAAAUGGAGAGGGUCAUGCGGCAGAAUCGUGAAUUUAUCCUUCUCUACACCGACAACCAGGAGUGGAAUUCAUUCCUUGCCCUGCACAACGUCCAAAGGUACCUGCCCGGCGUGCAGGUCGCGAACCUGUCCUACCAGUAUCCAAAUGUGACCGAUGGCCGUGGGAAUUACAGCAUUUGGUAUCCGCAGUUUAUCAAUUCGCCAGCGACUAAUGUGACGCCUGCAAUGGCGGCAAAUUUCUUCCCUGUAAGUUUUCAGACAUGUGAAGCAAAUUCAACCACUGAUACAUGUCUACAUCCGCAGCUGAACGGCUAUAUCUACGCCAACAACCCGCCCUUCGAAAUGUGCUUGCUCGACAAUGUGAUCUGGUACCUUUACGACAUGGGCUUCGACACCCACGUCUUCCAUAUGCAUGGCGACAACAUCUUCGAUCCCGUCUCCAACACCACAUCUGCCACCGUCACCUUGAACCCGGGACAAAUGAGAACAGUAUUGAUGUCUGCAUUCAACCCUGGAUGGUGGCAGUUGAUUUGCCACUUUACUACGCACCUGAGUAAAGGAAUGGAGGCAAACUAUAUUGUGUAUGGUGGCCCUUAUGGGCCAUGUCCGCUUCAGCCAUUGGAGAGGCCCUACGUUGAUGAAGCCAUGGACCAGCAUGUAUGA
Molecule: messenger RNA, 1374 nt
Organism: Aspergillus fischeri NRRL 181
Lineage: Eukaryota; Fungi; Ascomycota; Eurotiomycetes; Eurotiales; Aspergillaceae
Product: putative multicopper oxidase
Exons: 4
Coding region: 1-1374 (457 amino acids)
Molecular function (GO): oxidoreductase activity; copper ion binding
Source: RefSeq, a predicted model, not a curated record